AUGCACUCGCCCGGCUACGAGCAGCCCCAGCAGCACACCCUCAGCCAACUAGACAGCCUCCGAAGCCAACACAAACCACUCGAGGAGAAGCCUGCCCGAGACAUUCGCCCUUGGACGAGUGCAGUGAGUAGCCCGGCCAGCCAGCAGCAAACCAACUACUACCUGCCCCUCACCCCCGCCGCACUCAGCCAGCACCGCAGCCAGCAGCAGCCCCUUAGCAGGCGCACCCCGCCCCUCAAGCCGCUCCCCAAACUCAAGGGCCUGCGCAUCAGCGCCAUCAUCCUCGCCACCCCCACCGGCGCACUCUUCUCCACCCUCCUAGUCGACCCCCACAGCCAGGAGCCAAGCCCCUCAGACCUCUCCAUCACCGCCGCUUUCUCGCGCAUCGACAGGCCCACCAUCGACCGCCAUCUCAAGCCUCUCUACACCCUCCCCACCAACCCAGCAGGAGCAGCCGACGACACACUCAUCACCGCUGUCCACUGGGACAUCUGGUACCACCAGCAAUCCCCUCAGCAGAACACCAGGAUCACCAAACGCGCCCUCGCCCUCGUCUCCACCGCCACCCGCCUCUACCAGUUCGUCGACCAGGUCGGCAUCCUCAAGAGCAAGCGAGACGAGGACCCCAACGACCAAGUACUCCAGCGUCUCUUUGGCUCAUACCAAUCCAACCGAGUCCUACCAAAAUCCAUCGAGCUCCAAGCUGCCCAGAACAGCCAGCUGUAUGUCUUCAACCCCAGCUCCAAUUCUCCCCCGAUCCUCUCCUGGUUGACAGGCGCAGGGAUAUACUGCGGAGAGAUCGUCCACGGAACUCAAGAACCCGGGGAUCCUGUCAUCGGCCCAUCCGAGCUCAUCCCCUUCCCAUCCCCCAAUCAGCCCAUAGCCGCUUCCUCACCACCACCAGAUCCUCCACUCGCCUUCUGUCCAACCGAAUAUCACUUCGUCCUGCUCUUCCCCGACCGGAUACAGAUCGUCUGCCGACUCGACCGUCAGAUCGUACACGAAGAGAUCCUUGACCUGAAACCGGACGAAAGCAUCAGAUCGAUCACCACCGACCCGGUCGAUCAGACCUAUUGGCUCUAUUCGGAACAAUCCAUAUUCGAGCUGGUUGUCAAAAAUGAAGGCCGAGAUAUCUGGAAGGUCUAUCUAGCCCGCAAAGAUUUCGAGAAAGCGUUGAGUCAUGUGGAUAUGGCCAUCGACCGGGACAAGAUCUUGGUCAGCCAGGCCGACCAUUACCUCCAAACCGGCAAACACAUCUCCGCCGCCCAGAUCUAUGCCCAGUGCUCAAAGCCCUUCGAAGAGGUCGUCCUGGGCUUCAUCGACCGCGGCGAGCGAGAUGCGCUGCGGUACUAUCUGAUCAGCCGUCUCGAGCGGCUCAAACGCCAGGAUCUGACUCAGCGGAUGAUGCUGGCGACUUGGUUGACGGAGAUCUAUUUGGCUAAGAUCAACGAACUGGAAGAUCUCGUCGGCGCGGAUCCUUCGGCUGCUGAUCAGACUGCCAAUAUCGUCGUCGAGCAACAGCUGAUCGAAGACGAACUGCAGCAGUUCUUGAGGACUUACAAAGCUGAUCUGGACCAGCGGACCACGUUUGAUCUGAUCACCAGUCACGGGAGAAAAGACGUGAUGAUCUAUUACGCCAACCUGGUUGGUGACCAUCAACGGAUCAUCCGCCAUCACAUCCUCGAAGAAGACUGGAAGAAGGCGAUCGACGGGCUCAACCGCCAGGCCGAUCUCGAGCUGUACUACAAAUUCGCACCCGUGCUUGUCAGCCAUGAUGCCCGCGCGGCCACCACCGCCUUCAUGCGCCAACCCAAGCUGGAUGUCAAGCGGCUCAUCCCGGCACUGAUCCCUCCGCGCCGAUCGGCCAAGAAAGGCACGGAGGAGAACGAGGAGAGGGUGAUCGAGUACCUGAAAUUUGUGAUCUCCAGGCUCAACAACUCCGAUGCGCCCGUCCACAACGCGCUCCUGACCCUCUACGCCACCCAACGACAGGCGGACGAAGGAUCGCUGCUUCGGUUCCUAGCCAGCACGCCGGACAACCCGGUGACGGGCAAGCCGUACUACGACCUCGACUACGCGCUGCGGAUCUGUAAGGUGAACAACAAGCUGCAGGCGUGUGGGCUGAUCUACAGCAAGAUGGGCCUCUAUGAGAGCAGUGUCGACCUGGCCCUGCGCACCGGCGACCUGGAGCUGGCGAAGAUCAAUGCGGAGAAGGCCGAGGACGACCGGCUUCUUCGGAAGAAGCUGUGGCUGAAGAUCGCGGCGUAUGUGGUCGAGGACCAGAAGGACAUCAAGACAGCGAUGGCCUUCCUUGAGGCCACCGAUCUUCUGCAGAUCGAAGACAUCCUCCCGUUCUUCCCCGACUUUGUGGUGAUCGACGAGUUCAAGGACCCGAUCUGCAACGCGCUCGAAAGCUACUCGGCCAGGAUCGCCCGGCUGAAGAUGGACAUGGAGGAGUCCCACCAGACCACUCUGCUCAUCCAGAACGACCUCGCCCUGCUCUCCCAGCGGUUCCUCGUCAUCAACCAGGCCGACACGUGUUGCUCUUGCGCCCAGGCCCUGCUCAGCUGCCAGUUCUACCUCUUCCCCUGCCAACACUCGUUCCAUGCCGCCUGUCUGAUCAAGGAAACCAUGGCCCAGAUGCCGCCCUACCAGCUGCGUCGCCUGCUGACGCUGCAGACCAAGCUGGGCCAGCUGGACCCGACCGGCUCCGUCGCCAGCCAACAACCGGCCGGACGCUCGCUGCUGCCCGCAGGCAUCCUCUCCGACUCCAAGAAGCUCGCCCUGGCGAGCGUCCAGGGCCUCGACCACGUCCGCAAGCUCAUCAUCCCCGACGCGCUCGUCGGGCUCAUCGGCGGCGGCGUCGGCAAGGUCGGCUCGGGCGUCGAGGCGCUCGGCGGCGUCUGGCCCGCCAUCCCCCGCCUCGUCCGCUCCUCGUCGUCAAUCCUCCCGAAGCACGACCACCUCGGCCACUCGCCCACCGCUGCUUCUUCCUCUACUCCUCGCUUCGUCGGCCCACGUAGUCACCCUCAGAGCCUCGGGACAUCCACGGCCACGGGCACGGGAGCGACGGAGAUCCAGAAGCUCAAGAACGAGCUCGACUCGCUCGUCGCUUCUUGUUGUCCGCUCUGUGCGGGCGCCAUCAAUGCUAUCGACCGUCCGUUCGUCCAGGAGGGCGAGCUCGAGAUCUGA
This is a messenger RNA of Puccinia triticina, 3192 nucleotides long. RefSeq lists its product as uncharacterized. The record is from RefSeq and is a predicted model, not a curated record. Gene Ontology annotation, biological process: intracellular protein transport; vacuole organization; organelle fusion. The transcript has 9 exons. Gene Ontology annotation, molecular function: protein-macromolecule adaptor activity. The coding region runs from base 1 to 3192 and encodes 1063 amino acids. Lineage: Eukaryota; Fungi; Basidiomycota; Pucciniomycetes; Pucciniales; Pucciniaceae. Gene Ontology annotation, cellular component: HOPS complex; endosome.